Messenger RNA from Paramecium sonneborni, 531 nucleotides. The record is from the annotation of a GenBank genome assembly. Lineage: Eukaryota; Ciliophora; Oligohymenophorea; Peniculida; Parameciidae.
AGUAUACUAAUGUAAAAUAAUCAACACAUUUAACUACAAUAAGAAAUGACUCCAACUCCAAACGAGUCUUCACUUUCUGAGGGAGUUCAUCCAUCAAUAUAGAAUUAAUAAAUCCAAAUAGGAUAUCCAAUAUAAUAAACAAUUCCACCAUAAUAAAUAAUUCAUCAAGUUCCUUAUCAAUAAUAACCUUAUUCUUAAAAUGAAUAACCAAUUUACAAUCCUUAACCUAUUUAAUUUAGUAAAAAUAAAAUUAUAUUGUAGUUUAACCAAUACAUACUAAAUACCCUAGUAUAAUAACAUGUGUUCACUGUUAAAAAUAAGUGUAAACUGUUGUAAAUUAUGAACCAGGUACUGGAACAUAUGUAGUUGGAGGAUUAUUAGCAGCUAUAGGACUUUGGUUAGGGUAUAUCUAAAUUUAAAUUUAAAAGUUGUUGUCUAAUACCAUGUUUCAUGUAGGAUUGUAAAGAUGCAGUUCAUUUUUGUCCAUCCUGUCAAGCCAAUGUUGGAAGGAAAAGAUUUAUUUUCGAAUGA